This is a messenger RNA of Loa loa (African eye worm), 773 nucleotides long. Its product is annotated as 60S ribosomal protein L18a. Gene Ontology annotation, biological process: translation. The coding region runs from base 171 to 713 and encodes 180 amino acids. The record is from RefSeq and is a predicted model, not a curated record. Gene Ontology annotation, cellular component: ribosome; cytosolic large ribosomal subunit. Lineage: Eukaryota; Metazoa; Nematoda; Chromadorea; Rhabditida; Onchocercidae. Gene Ontology annotation, molecular function: structural constituent of ribosome. The transcript has 4 exons.
GGGACUUUUCUCUUUUUUUUUCGCUUGCAUCAUUGUCAUUGAAAUAAUGAAAUUCCAAAGUCUCGGGUCGCGUUUACUACCAUGCUGUUUUGUUGGCGCCGUUUGCAUGUCUAAAUAAAAUACUUUACUAUUAAAUCGAAUGACAUUGAAAAAUUAAGGAGUCGUGGAAAAUGCCGACGAAGUCCAAGGGAGAAACGCUGAAGGAGUUUGUCGUGGUUGGACGUAAGUUGCCGUCCGCGAAAGAACAUAAUCCACCAAUUUAUAAAAUGCAGAUCUUUGCAUCAAACCAUGUGAUUGCAAAGUCCAGAUUUUGGUAUUUCACCAGUAUGCUACGACGGGUUAAGAAAGCAAAUGGAGAAAUUCUCGAAUGCAAAGAAGUUUUUGAAAGGAGACCAGGAUACAUCAAAAAUUAUGGCAUUUGGCUUCGGUAUGACUCACGCACUAAUCAUCACAAUAUGUAUCGUGAGUACCGCGACAAUACUAUUGCUGGAGCCGUAACACAGUGUUAUCGGGAUAUGGGUGCACGUCAUCGGGCACAAGCUGACCGAAUUCAGAUCAUCAAAGUACAAGUGAUUAAAGCAUCUGAUUGUAAACGAGCGGCCGUUAAGCAAUUUCACAAUUCGAAAAUUUGUUUCCCAUUGCCACAUCGUAUUGCAAAGAGAAGAAAUGCUGCUGUCUUCACUACUCGUCGUCCAAGAACACAUUUCUCAUAAAUACGUUGUUUUGUUAUUGUUGUAAGAAUAAAGGAGUUUUGAAUUUGGCACAUGCUGAAA